UGCCGUGUCAGCUGAUUCGCUAUUGUUUGAACCGAUUUACCGAAAUGUCAGCUUUUGGACCUCAACGCUCAUGGUAUCACAAGUUGGACGGAUAUGGGAGGCCGAUGAGACCUACGAUAGAACCAACUCCCGGGUUCUCAGCUUCCGCUGAUGCAGAACGUCUUCACCGGGCUGUAAAAGGGGCUGGAACCGAUGAACAGACGAUAAUCGAUAUCCUAGCUCACCGGACUAAUCAUGAGAGACAACAAAUUUGUGCUGCCUACCAGAAUCAAUACAAACAGAGUCUACGCCAAGAUCUUAAGGAUGAUACAAGCGGGGAUUUUCGAACUGUCUUGUGUGAGCUGGUCCACGACAUGCCAUAUUUAUUGGCAAAGGCAUUGUACUACGCAAUGAAAGGCCACGGCACCAACGAACGUGUACUCAUCGAAGUGAUGGUCACCCUGUGGAAUGACGAAAUGAAGGCGGUCGCGGAAGCAUAUAAGCAGGUCUUGAAGGAUGAGAAGAUCGAUGAAACGAUGUCAGCUAUCCCGAUGGAUAAUGUUCAUUUCUUGUUUCUUCUUCACUCAUAUCCCGGCAGGCAACUCGGUACGACGGAGCAGCGGAUUAGUAGAGUUCUAUGUGGCCGGACGACAUUCCAGGUAGCCGCCGAUGCGGAAGCUUAUGAAAAGGCUACUGGUACGUCUUUAUUGGAUGCGAUGGAAAAGGAACUGACUGGUGAUUAUCGCAAGCUGAUAAAAGCACUGAGUAAGACUGUGUUAGAGAACAUUUAG
Dicrocoelium dendriticum is the source of this 770-nucleotide messenger RNA. NCBI's taxonomy places the organism in Eukaryota, Metazoa, Platyhelminthes, Trematoda, Plagiorchiida, Dicrocoeliidae. The record is from the annotation of a GenBank genome assembly.